Molecule: messenger RNA, 1539 nt
Organism: Mycena indigotica
Lineage: Eukaryota; Fungi; Basidiomycota; Agaricomycetes; Agaricales; Mycenaceae
Product: 2-amino-3-carboxymuconate-6-semialdehyde decarboxylase protein
Exons: 1
Coding region: 1-1539 (512 amino acids)
Source: RefSeq, a predicted model, not a curated record
AUGUCCAUUUCUGACCUGGCGCCAGAAACUCUUCAACUAAUCUUUGGAGAAACACUUUUUCAGUGCCCAGUGCCAUCUUUACGCCAAGCGCCACUACUUCUCGCGCAAAUUUGCCAUAUAUGGCGAGAAGUCACCAUCGACACACCAUCCUUAUGGGCGACAUGCUGCUUUGGCGCCCCGCCUGUGCGCUCCUCUGUGGGGCAGCGAAGACGAUCGGCAAGCUGGGGCAUCAAAAAUAUACAACUGCUCGAGCUCUGGCUCUCACGAGUCGGCAAGCAGACACUGCGAUAUGAAGUUUACAUCAGCCCACAUCGAGAAGAUGUAGCGCUCGAGGUCGUUUCUUUGCUGCUACAGCACGUGCAACAAUGGGGAGAUAUAGCCUUAGAUUUUCCUGCCAUCGUACUGCCUGAGUCAAUGCUCACUCAGUCCGACCAUGUUUUCACGAAUCUGACCAAGCUCACAUUGAACAACGCAUCGGUGGCCGCUGGUUUCAAUUCCCCAAAUCAGAGCCUGCAAUCCACUGGUUCCUGGCUUACACCUGAGCAAAGCUUUCCUGUGCUCAGACACUUGAAUCUCCCCUACAUGCCUCGCCCGGCCCUUGGACCAUUGGGGUUUCCCUGGAGUCAACUCUCCUCACUGCAAUGUUCCGGCUGGACGGCUGAUGACGGUGUUGUUGUUCUUCUCCCCUGCGUCUCUCUACAGAAGUUCACAUAUCGCUGGAGUAUCCCAGGCAGCUCUCCCAGGGCUAUGCCAGUUCACCGACUCCCGUUGCUGCGAUAUCUUCAACUCACAAAUCAAGCGCUUCUCGCAGUACUUUCCCUUCCUGCCUUGACACAUCUUCAUCUCCAGGGUGUCGUGCGCCAAGGUCCCGACCCGUUCGACGUAGUUCGGGAGCUUGUCUCGAGAUCUUCGUGUGGAGACACUUUGGAGUCAUUGACGCUGAAUGAAGAAGCGGCGGGAGGAAUACCAGAUACUCUAUACCAGCUGCUGCAGCAACUUCCUGCGCUGACGUACCUCUCCCUCAAUUUUGACCGCGGCCUUCCUCUUGGCCUCCCAACCAUGGUCCCCAUCCUCAGCGAUCCCGGAUGCCUUGCGCACCUCCGAACAUUUGUGUUUCGCGCGUGGAUGGAUGACGACCCUGACGCUCUUCCGUCCCUGCUCGAAGCCUUCAAAAAGCGUGUUCAGGUCACGAAUUCGGCCUUGGAAAAGGUUGCACUGACUGUGCAAGCCCGCCCGUCGGUUGUAACCCCACCAGCCUCGCCGCCUGACCACUAUCCUGCUGCCCAAAGUGCGGAAUAUCUGGCGCGUCACCUUCAGCUCGUCAGCCCGCUCAUUGUAGAGGAGUUUCGUACGCUUGCCCUCAAUGCAGGGUUGCGGCUCCGGCUCGUGGCUGCACGGCCAACCGAUGGGUUUCGCGACGGGAACGGGCAGUUUGUGAAUAGGGAGGAAGACAUGGAUAUUUUAGUUGACACGGGCAUGACGGGUGAGGCAUUAUAUCGCUGCGCAUGUACUUUUUGUCUUUCAGAUGUAGACGCAUAA